AGCCUUCCUUUUCCGAGCUGCUGCAGCGAGCCACUCGUUGGCCCUCAGAUGCUGCUGCUACCGCUUUCACCAGCAGCGGCAGCAGCGGCAGCAGCAGCAGCAGCAGCAGCAUCAGCGAAAGCACUGGAAGCAUUGGGUGGGAAGCAGAGGGCAGUUUCAGCAGUGGCAGCGGCGGCAGCAGCAGGAGUGUGUUUGAUGACGGGCAAGGGUUGGUGGUGGCGAGUGCGGAAGGCAGUGCGGUGAUGCCGCGUGUGAGGGACGUGGUGGGUGCAGGGCGGUACGAUCUGCACCAUGCCAUCGUGCUGCAUGGUGGGUACCGCCUCGUGGCCAGGGAGCUGGGCCGUGAGAGUGGGUGCUGGGGCGGGCUGGAGAGUGUUGUGGUGCGUUGGGAGGGUGGGGGAAGUGGUAGUGAUGAAAGCAGCAACACUGAGAGCAGCAACCGUGGGAGCAGCAGUGGUGGUGACGGCAGGCUGAGGAGGCGGGUGGGGCGGGGGGCGCGGCAGCAGAUGCUGGAGGCGACAGCAGGCAGGGUGAGAGCACUCAUGCUCACGCACGGCCUCUCCACCUUCCCCACCUCCUCCCAAAUGCUAGCCCUCGCUGCUUCUCCAGCAAACCCAACAACUCCAUCAGAAGAAUCCAGGUCACGAGACUCUCCCUGUGUCGUGCCCCAUGCCUCUGCCUGUGAGGGCCAGCACCUACUGGCAUCGGAGCGGCGAAGCGGGGGCAUAGAGGAGUGUGCGUCUGCAAGUGCUUCUGCCGUGUCCCAAGGCCCAGCAGGUGCCUGGGAGGGCGAGCAGCUGGUGGCGGCGGUGCGGCGCAGUGGGGGCCCGGGGGCAGUGGCAGACUACCUGGGCGUGCGGCUCAGCAAGCGGGGCCGCGGGCACUGGGCAGAUGAGCAUGUGGCUGCUGCUGCUGUGCGCUCCUUCCUCCUCCGCCACUGGGGCCUGCUCCCCCCGUCCCCCCAACCACUCUCCUCUCAGCUACUCACUCCCCACCCAUCUCACCAGCCUUCCUCCCAGCCUCUCACCCCUCCUCAACUUGCCCACUCCUCACCAGCUCCCCUUACUCCUCCUGAUCCUCUCCUAGAAUGGGACGAGGAGGAGGAGAGGGCGGUGUGGGAGGAGGCGGUGAGGGGGGGCGUGGUGGAGAGGCAGGGGCGGGGCUUCCCCACAGACGUGCAGCUGGUGGCGGCUGGGCGGCUGGACGUGAGAUACAUUCUGCGCAAGUUCGGCCGACAAGCCAUUGCUCAGGCCCUAGGGUCCCUGUGA
Molecule: messenger RNA, 1268 nt
Organism: Closterium sp. Naga37s-1
Lineage: Eukaryota; Viridiplantae; Streptophyta; Zygnematophyceae; Desmidiales; Closteriaceae
Source: the annotation of a GenBank genome assembly